GUGGGAGCUAGUCUCCACAUCCACACACACGCAGAUCGGCAGUCGCUCCUCGACCUCUCCCUCGCUGCUGCUUGCGAGUUACUGUAUAAUAUUCAAAUCGAAUCGCGAGUGUGUGCGUUUGGGGCUAUGUACCCGAAUAUGCGAUAAACUGAUCUAAAAGCAGGUGACGAACUGUAGCUGGGAAGACGUAAACAAUAGGAAUAGGAUGGAUCUCACGGCUGAGUGUAGUGUGUUUACCGAUGAGCUGCUAAAGACGACGUCGUCUGCGUCGGCUAUAACUGGUGGCUACUUGGAGGAGGAAGUCUCGGUUCGGGCCCGUACGAGAGCGAGACGCGAAUAAAAACAAACGCCUCGCUCCUUUUCUAUCCUCACAACCGCAUAGGAGAGAGAGAGUCUGCCGAACAGGAGGGGCCAGGCCCUUCUCUCGCCCCGCCACCUCUCUGCUGCUGUGCUACUGCCUAUACUGUUGCUGAUAUACACACUUGCUCUUUGAUUUUGAAGAAGCCCCGGCAGUGCCAUAUAUACUUGUGCGUAUGAAUUUCGGAGCAGUCAUUCGCUGAAUUUUCAUGCGGCGUUUUUUUGCGGGAAGGGUGAAUGUAUAGACAGGCUCUUUGGGUCGCAGGUGUUGGUCUUGUGUAAUAUUUUCACUUUCAAAUCCAGCUUGCAACGGGUUGAAGAAUGGGCAAUGAGAGAGAGAGAGAAAGACUUAACUUUAUUGUGAAUUGCUUGCGACUUUAUGAUAAUUGAAAGGGAAUAUUCAUAAUGGACGAAGAAGACCCGGCAAUAAUUUCUGGCGAUGUAGAGACAAUUGUGAUAAAGCCUGAAUGCAUAGAACUAUUAUUAUUUGAUGCUGAAGAUGGAGAGUGGUUGCAAGAAUCAUCUGAUGAUUUAGAUCCUGAACUGACUGAAAAUAAUGUCGAUGAGUGCUGUUUUGUUACUUCAUCUGGUGAAGUAGUUACUAUUAACAAUGUGGACACAGUGCAAACUCCAUUUUAUUUGGAGAGUUAUUUUAUGGACAACGAUGGCUAUAGGAGUAGGUCUCCGGUACAUCAAAAUAUAAUAGAGAUCGAUAGAGUUACUUGCUAUGAAUGUGACAUUGUUUUUUGCAAUGAGCAUAGACUUUUAGAGCACCUUAUGACGCAUAUUGAUGUCUACAGAAUGGGCUGCGACGUUUGUGAUAAGGACUUAAAUUUAGAAGAGAAAUUUCAACUGCACAUGAUGGCAGUAACCUGGCAAAGUGUCUACUAUUGUGAUUUUUGUAGAAAAUCUUGUGCUGGUGUCGUUAGAUCUAGGAGUCAACCACCACCACCUGGUAAAACAUACAUGUGCCAUGACUGUGAAUACCAUGUCAAACAAGAAACAAUGAACUUCCAAAAUACGAUACAGUUAUAUGAAAGUGUAGUCAACCAUCCCACAAAUGUUCCUGUGAAGCCACCGAAGGAAACACCUCCUUUAAUUGUGUCUCCAGCAUUACCUCAAACACCUUCAGUUGUAGAAUUUUCCACAACAUCACUUCCAGCUGUGCAAUCUGCUGUGACAUCGCCUCCUCCAACAGAAGUAUUGCAGGACCACAAACAAAAGCCCAAUAGUGAUGCUAAAUACGAAGGUGAAUUUUACUCGAUAGCAAAUCCAACAACAGAGCUUCAAGACUGUUAUAUCCCUCGUAAGUCUCCUCCUAAGAAAGAGAACAUGAAAUGCAGACGACCAAAGCCUAAGGUGCAAAUUGUCGGUGAAAGUAUGAGGCAGACUUUAAAAUUAAACACUAAGUCACAUCUUAAAGACAAGUCUAAGACGCUGAAGCUCAAGUGCCGAUACUGUCCAGCUACGUUUUCGGAAGAUUUAAAUCUUAUGGCACACUUGCGCGAAAAACAUAGGCUUCAUAAGCUCAGGUAUGUGUGCAAGCUCUGUGGUAAGGAAUUUGUGCAGCAACGCUGCUAUGAAAAUCACUUGAGCUUUCACCAGCUGGCCAAAAACCACAUGUGCUUCGUGUGCAAUCUCGCGUUUCUGUCCAAAUACGAGCUUGAGCAGCACGCGCAGAUGCACGACAAGAGCGACAUUAUAAACACUUACUGCAACAAUACUACGGACUGCGGCGCGCUCGACUUGCGCAAAAAAAAAAGAAAAAGUGCUGCGUGAUCAGUGACUCGCGUGUACGUGGUUUAUCAAAAGUAAAUGAUCAUGAACAAGGCUAGUGUUUAUAUUAGCGUUUUUGUACAAAUUUUGGUUAAAAUUUGUUACUAAAGUGGCUUUCUAUGAAGUUCUUUCAGCAAUUUGAAUUGAAAAUUGUUUUAUACUUCCCUCACUAUAUUUGAUGUUACGUAAUAUAAAGAAUUAUUAUUGUUAUAAUUUUAAAAAAUUAUUUAUGAUAUGCGUAGAUAUAUUACGUUCAAUAGUGUAAACACUGUUCAACAGUAUAUAUAUAUAUAUAUAUAUAUAUAUAUAUACACCUAUAUACUUUUAGGUAUUUAAUAUAAAAUUGAAUAUAUCGCUAUAGAACAUUCAAUCGAAUUAUAUUAUUACGAACUAAGUUCUUAUUAGAUAUAUUUAUCGUCGCAUUAUGAACUGUAUCCUACAAUUUAAUUAAGAUAUAGUUGUAAAAUUUUCUACGGUAUAAAAGCUUGGUAGAAAGCCACUUUAUAGACAUGAAUCUCAUACGAAUUUUACAUAAAAUAGAGUAUGAAUAUUUGAUAUUCUAGAUUGUAUUGUGUGAGUAUAUGACUGAAGAUAGAUAUAUGAAUUAAGUAGUGAAUUCAAAUUGUAUCAUAAAGGGAAAAAGAAAGAACGCAAUUCUUUAUUUGGCGGUGUUAUUUUCUUUGCGAAUUAAAGUUGUUUAUUAUUUUAUACUUUACAAUGCCAUAAUUGAAUUGAUUUAGGGAUCUUUCUUUCAGUUUUAUGUGAGUACAAAAAUAGUUUACAUUGCAAGUCCUGCUAGAACAGGUUGGACAAAUGCGUGAUCGUUACAUUUAUACAUGUUUUUUCUUAAUAAACAAGGAUACAUUA
Molecule: messenger RNA, 3000 nt
Organism: Nasonia vitripennis (jewel wasp)
Lineage: Eukaryota; Metazoa; Arthropoda; Insecta; Hymenoptera; Pteromalidae
Product: oocyte zinc finger protein XlCOF28
Exons: 4
Coding region: 763-2136 (457 amino acids)
Biological process (GO): regulation of transcription by RNA polymerase II
Cellular component (GO): nucleus
Molecular function (GO): sequence-specific DNA binding; DNA-binding transcription factor activity, RNA polymerase II-specific
Source: RefSeq, a predicted model, not a curated record